This is a messenger RNA of Aaosphaeria arxii CBS 175.79, 1548 nucleotides long. Its product is annotated as isotrichodermin C-15 hydroxylase. The coding region runs from base 1 to 1548 and encodes 515 amino acids. Gene Ontology annotation, molecular function: monooxygenase activity; iron ion binding; oxidoreductase activity, acting on paired donors, with incorporation or reduction of molecular oxygen. The record is from RefSeq and is a predicted model, not a curated record. NCBI's taxonomy places the organism in Eukaryota, Fungi, Ascomycota, Dothideomycetes, Pleosporales. The transcript has 4 exons.
AUGGGUUUCAUAAGCGCGUCGCUUGAUGCGCUCGACGGAAGCGUAGCUGCAAAGAUUAUUUUGGUCGCUGGUUUACUACUUGCAUACCCAAUCACAAAUGUGAUUUACAAUCUCUACUUCCAUCCUCUCGCAGGUCGUUUUCCGGGACCAAAAUCAUGGCAGGCAUCACGACUGCCCUAUGUAUAUGCACUUAUAUCCGGAAACCUGAUGGCCAGAUUGAGCGAGUUUCAUGAGAAAUAUGGUCAUCAAGUACGACUGGCUCCGGAUGAAAUUUCUUUCUCUAAUGAGGACGCCUGGACUGAUAUUUACACAUUUCGUCGUGGUCACAAGAGGGCCAUUCGAGAUAAAGCUUACCUGGCAGCGCCGAAUAAUGAGGUCGAUAACAUCAUCACAACGACUGAUGCCAAAUUCCAUGCACGAGUUCGCGGUCUCCUUUCGCAUUCGUUCACAGACGAUGCGCUGCGGUCACAGUAUCCCAUCCUCGAGCGACACGCUGGUACCCUAGUCACUCAAUUAAAAUCUGUUGCUGCUUCGAGCCCCACUGCCACAGUCAAUAUAACGGACUGGGUCAAUUUCUUCACCAUGGACGUCAUCGGAGAUCUUGCUUUCGGAAAACCAUUUGGUUGUCUGGCCAGUGGCGACUACCACGAUUGGGUCCGCACUCUAUUUCACUAUCUCCAGUUCAUGAGUCUGGCCGUGGCUCCGGGGUUCUUUCCUUCCUUAAAGAUGGCAAUAGAAUGGAUGAUGCCGCGUAGCCUGAUGGAAGGCGUAUUGAAGCACCAAGCCCACGCAUACGAGCAGAUCAACCGGCGCCUCGAAAGCAAAACUUCGCGUCCAGACUUCAUGACACCUUUCCUCAGAAAGAACGGAAAUUUCGAAACCAUGUCAAGAAAGGAGAUUUUGGCAACAUUUAACUUCAUAAUAAUUGGUGGUAGUGAAACCAGCGCCACCGUCUUAACUGGAUUGUUUAGUCACAUUGCGCAUGACGAACGCAUUCGAGGGAAGAUCUGCAAGGAGAUCAGAAAUCGGUUCAAGACUGAAGAUGAUAUAGAUAUAGAAACACUCAAAGAACUUCCAUAUCUCGACGCAGUCAUACAAGAAGCCUUGCGGUUGUGCAAUCCCAUUCCUUGUGGCUUGCCUCGUGUAGUACCCGUGGGUGGAGACUUCUACUGUGGAAAUUAUCUCCCACCAGGCACACGAGUCACUGCACGCUCAUAUGUUAUGAAUCGCUCAUCGGAAUAUUUCGCUCGCCCAAAGGAGUUCGUACCUGAACGUUGGCUUCCUAUUGCAGAGCGCCCGACCGAGUUUGCAAAUGAUCAUCUGGAUGUUAGUCAUCCUUUUGCCGCCGGAUUCCACAAUUGCCUUGGGAAGCAGCUAGCAAUGACGGAACUAAGAAUUGUACUCACACGACUGCUAUGGACGUUUGAUAUCUGGGCAGAUGAGGCUUCGGCCAGGUUUGAAGAUUUCCGCAUUGUUUUGAUGGUACAAAAAGGUCCACUACAUCUACGAAUCAAGGUUCGAGACGACAUCAACACUGCUACAAUAUGA